UGAAAGCAAAGAGUAGGUAACCUGUGUAAUAACUUAUAACUUUGAAAUGUAAUGCCUGAAAUGACGAGUUUUAAGGUUUACAUAAGUUUAAAAAGUACAUUUGUUCAACAAUUUAUUUCUUUAAUUAAGAAUGGAAGAGGAACCGCAGAAAAAACUGUUAGCAGUGGAUGCUUAUACACUAUAAUUAUUAUUUUAAUUUAAUCUUCGAAAACUGUUAACGCAAAAAAUAAUUUCAGAAUACUAACAAUCCCUUUUAAUAACAAUCAACAAGCUUUAUUAGUAUCAGAGGUUUUAAAUGUUGAUAAGGAAUUCAAAGGAAGUGGAAUUCAAAGAAUAAUUAGCGCUCAAGAAAAUAAUCUGCUUGUAACUUUUGUGGGAGCAGAUUAUAAGAAAUUAAGAGUGACUAUUAAUGCAUUAUUAAACAAUGUACUAUUGAUAGUAAAAACUAUACAAAAGUUUUCUAGUGUAUAAAACUUGAAUCAUGCCUGAGCACACUCCAGCCCCGACACCUUCAAGGUCUUUGUAUGGUUUCUUUAUGUUUGUAUUUAGUAAAAUAAUUUUAGCCAUAUAUUGUAUUUGGGCUAUUACUCCUGAUUACUAUCUUCAUUACCUAAAUAUAUAUUACUAUCCUCAGAAAUAUUGGUCUACUGCAGUGCCCAUCCAAUGUUUAGUGGCAUUAACAAUUUUUGCAUUUCUUGUUUAUCCUAGUUCAAAUUUAAUGUUAACAACUAAUAUUGAUAGUAUUAAAACUAUUCAAGAUUCUUUUAGUCAGUUCAACAAUGAAAUGUUUGAAACCCAUUACAAGACAUUAAAUAAUGUGUGUAUAUGUAAAGAUCAUGAUAAAUGUAUGAAGCAUAACUACAUAGCCACUCCAAAAGAGUUGAAAGAAAAUACUGUACCACAGUUAAAAGAAUAUAACAUAAGUUUUAUAUCUAGAAAAUUAUAUCUGCCUACAAAUAGAAGACUUUAAAUCAUUUAUUGUAAAAUUUGCAGCAAAAUAAAUAAAAUAUUUACUUAAUUUA
Messenger RNA from Maniola jurtina (meadow brown), 1022 nucleotides. RefSeq names its product phosphatidylinositol N-acetylglucosaminyltransferase subunit P (gene PIG-P). The transcript is spliced from 2 exons. Bases 482 to 970 code for a protein of 162 amino acids. The record is from RefSeq and is a predicted model, not a curated record. NCBI's taxonomy places the organism in Eukaryota, Metazoa, Arthropoda, Insecta, Lepidoptera, Nymphalidae.